GACAACAACAGAGGAACAACGAAACGAAGCAGAACAUCAGAUCCAGGUGAUACUCGCUGCUCCCAUUGCGUCCUUCCACGCGCUCUCAGGGCUAAUGAGUUGAACCAUACCACAUUGAAGGCUCCAUCACCGGAAUGAUGGUUCUUUCUGAUUCUGGGGAUCAGUGACUCUUGAGUGCUGUGAGCGAAGAUGUUUCGUUCUGCAAGAUGGAGGAGCGAGAAGAACAGGGUCAAAGCUGUUUUCAAGAUGCACUUCCAUGUCACCCAGGUGUUUCAAUCUGGGUUGGAUGCAUUGGUAAUGUCUAUAGUUCCAGGGGAUAUUGGAAAGCCAACUACAAGACUAGAGAAAGCUGCAGUUCGAGAUGGAAAUUGUAGAUGGGAGAAUCCAGUGUAUGAAACUGUAAAGUUUAUUCAGGAGCCUAAGACUGGGAAAUUUAGCGACAAAAUAUAUCAUUUUUUGGUUUCAACGGGGUUACCAAAAGCUAGCUCCAUUGGGGAGGUUUCUUUAAACUUUGCUGAUUAUGUUGAGGCCACAAAGCCUUCCUCUGUCUCUCUUCCCAUUAGGAUUUCUCACUGUGAUGCUGUCUUGCAUGUAUCAAUCCAGAGGCUGCAAGAAAACGGUGAUCAAAGAGAGGAAGAUGAAUGCGAAGAUGCCAAACUAAAAUCGGAUAAUAGGAGCUCAACGAACCAGUUAAGCAGUGGCUAUGCGGAUGAAACCGCAAAAAGUUAUUCUUCAGAAGAUGCCUCUUCCAAAGUAAUCAUCAAUAGAGCUGAAUUGAGUACUAACUAUAGGACAUCUAGUGGUUCUGAUACAUUGUCAAGUUCUGAUGACAGCUCUGGACUUGAUACUCCCCGAGAAAUUGGACCAAGAAAAAUGAACAUCCACCCCAAUACAAAAAGGUUUGUUCCAGACUCAGCAAUGGACCACACAUCAGAACCUCAAAACCAUGCUGCUGUUAAUGCCUCAACAUCAAUGCAUGAUGUGCAUGAGAGAUCACGCUGGGAUUGGUCAGCUAGUUCAGAACAUGGGCUAAGUAUAGAGGAUUCAACAUAUGGUUCUCAAAAGGGAAGCUCCCAACAGGCUUCCCCUUUGGAGACUGAAAGUCUAAAGACUGAACUUGCUGCUUUGGCCAGGCACGUGAAUGUGUCAGACUUGGAACUACAGACCCUUAGGAAGCAAAUUGUGAAGGAAAGCAAAAGAGGGCAAGAGCUUGCUAAGGAAAUCAUUGUCUUGAAAGAGGAAAGGGAUGCACUCAAGACAGAAUGUGACAAUCUCAGGUCUUUUCAUAAACGCAUGGAUGAGGCCAAAGUGAGAAACAGAUCACAGUUGGAAAGCGGAGAUCUUCGUGCUCUAGUUCAAGAAAUAAGGCAAGAAUUGGAUUAUGAGAAGGAUCUUAAUGCAAACCUCCGAUUACAGUUAAAGAAGAUGCAAGAAUCAAACGCUGAGCUGGUUCUUGCUGUGCAGGAUUUGGAUGAAAUGUUGGAGCAGAAAAAUAGGGAGAUAUGUAACCAUUCCAAUGAAAAUGAACAGUGUAAAAUUUCCAAACAGAUAGGGGUAAACCUCUCUAAAUGUGAAACAGAUGAUGAUGAAGAACAGAAAGCAUUGGAGGAGCUUGUCAAGGAGCACGACGAUGCCAAUGAGACACACUUACUCGAGAACAAAAUAGUAGAUCUCUAUGGUGAAAUAGAGAUGUAUAGAAGAGACAAAGAUGAGUUAGAGAUGCAGAUGGAACAGCUUGCACUUGACUAUGAGAUAUUGAAACAAGAAAACCAUGGCCUUGCUUAUAAGCUGGAGCAAAGCCAACUUCAAGAACAGUUAAAAAUGCAGUAUGAAUGUUCAUCCCCUCAUCCUGCUAUGAAUGAUAUUGAAACCCAUGUCAAGAACCUGGAAAAUCAACUCAAGGAACAAUCAGAAGAGUUCUCAAAUUCUCUGGCUACCAUUAAGGCACUUGAAACCCAUAUCAGAAAAUUAGAAGAGGAAUUGGAGAAACAAGCACAAGUAUUUGAAGCUGAUCUAGAAGCCGUGUCAAGCGACAAAGUUGAGCAAGAGCAAAGAGCCAUCCAAGCAGAGGAGGCUUUGCGAAAGACCAGACUAAAGAAUGCUAAAACUGCUGAGAGGCUUCAAGAGGAAUUUCGAAGGCUCUCCACACAAAUGACCACUACAUUUGAUGCAAAUGAGAAGGCUGCCAUGAAAGCAUUGACAGAAGCAAGUGAACUGCGUGCACAGAAGAGUGUACUGGAAGAAGAAUUGCAUAAAAUCAGGGAAGAACUUCAAUCAGCUAGAGCUGAUUAUGAGGUAAAACUGAAAGAACUUUCCAACCAAAUAGAUACAAUGACAGUUCAGAUACAACGGAUGUUGUUGGAAAUUGAGGACAAGUCCAAGCAGCUUCAAAAUCAGCAGCAGCAUGGAGAACAAGUUAGUAAGGAUUUCUCUGAUGAGAUUGGGUUACUAAAAACUGAGAAUGAAAGGCUUAUCGCGGAGAUAUCAUGCUUACAUAAGCAAGUAGAAGGAAAAGAAAUUUUAAGAAAUGAAUUGGAACUUAAGAAGAAAUCAAUUGAGGAAUUUGAGACAGAACUACAGAGAGGAACAGUGGAAAGAAAUGAACUGGUGGGAACAAUUGCAUUGUUGAAGAAGGAAGCAGCAGAGUCACUUAGUGAGAUAAAUAGGAUGAGUCUUCUUAAGGAUGAGAAGGAAUGCGAGGCUAGACUCUUGCAGUCAGAAUUGGAAGCCACAAGAGCUCAAUACAGUGACCUGAAACUCACUCUUUCUGAGGAUGAAGCUGAGAAAGAAAAACUAAGAAAGCAAGUUUUGCAGCUAAAGAGUGAACUGAAGAAGAAGGAAGAUGCAUUACUCAGCGCCGAGAAGAGGUUAAGGGAUAGUAAUGGACGCACACAACUUACUGAUGGAACUAAAACCAUUUUAAAGAACAAAAAAACUGCUUCAAGUCCUCAGAGUUCAAAAGAAAUAGCCAGUCUGAGGGAGAAAAUAAAAAUGCUUGAGGGCAUUAUACAGUCAAAGGAAACUACGUUGGAAACUUCAACAACUUCUUUUAUGGAGAAGGAAAAGGAACUCAAGACCAAAACUGAGGAGCUGGAGAACCAAGUGGAGGAAUUCAACAAGAGUAUUGCUUUGCAUAAGGUUGUUCAGGAUACAAGUAUGACUAUUUCAAAUGAGAUAUCUGGUGAAGUUAGAAGUUCAAUUGAGCAACUCAAUGAUGCUGCAUUGUUAUUCAAGAGUAAUGUGAAGUUGCCAGAGAAAGAAGCAGGAAACUCCACAAUCGAUACUGUAGAUAGCAGUCUUACUGACAUAUUAACUGAGUUGUCGACAUUGAAAGAAAGAAACAAAUCAAUGGAAAGCGAACUUAAAGAGAUGCAAGAGAGAUACUUAGAAAUGAGCCUUAAAUUUGCAGAGGUAGAAGGUGAAAGACAAAUGCUUGUUAUGACUGUGCGGAAUCUCAAGAGUACCCAAAAAGGCUAACUAUUUCGUCUUCAUAUCAUGGAGCCUGCAUUGUAUAGUUGUAGCAGGUGGCCUUUGCAGCAACGACACACAUUUUAUAAUGAAUAAAUUAAUGUGUACAAUGGUAAAAUACGUGUAAUUUUUCCUCUCUUUUUUCUUACCCUUGAUAUUUGCUUCCCAAUGCCAAAUG
Messenger RNA from Abrus precatorius (Indian licorice), 3646 nucleotides. Its product is annotated as intracellular protein transport protein USO1-like. The coding region runs from base 190 to 3477 and encodes 1095 amino acids. The transcript is spliced from 9 exons. The record is from RefSeq and is a predicted model, not a curated record. Lineage: Eukaryota; Viridiplantae; Streptophyta; Magnoliopsida; Fabales; Fabaceae.